CCUCAUUCAUUCAGGGAUCAUAUGUCGCCUCGCCGCCUGACACUGCUGCGAACGCCCAUGCUCCGCUACUCCUGGCAGAGCUUUGGGAUCAUGUCAUCGACCACUUGUGGGAUGAUCCCUCAGCUCUCCGAGCGUGUAGCCUGACCUGCUGGGCGUGGGUCCCAGAGACACGCCAUCAUCUCUUUGCGAAGGUCCUGUUUCUCUCCAAACACAAGUGCCUGCGCUUCCAGGAUGCGCUCGAGAAGUCCGAGCUCGUGGGAACGAGCAUCCACGAGUACGUGAAAAGCGUCGUGAUCGUCGGCAUCGGCCUGCCACUAUGCAGACUCGGUGCGUUCGAUAAUGGUAACGCGAUGUUACUGCGAGACAUCUUUAGUCGGCUGCGUCGCGUCCAAUCUUUGGAUCUGAACGCAGUCGAUAUCGAUGCCAGCCUUCCAUCGCAAUUCGCGGAUCUGGACGCGGAACUUCUCCCCUUCUCUGACCUCUUCCCAUUCCCUGAGCUUAGGGAACUACGUCUCUCCUCGGUGAUAUUCAACUCUCGGAAUGAUAUCAUGCGGCUUCUAGCGGUGUUUCCUCGAUUGUGCCGUCUCACCGCAAGUGAGUUGCUUUGGCAGGGUCGGGGAACCAACGGCACACCGCUGGGCCCGGCUGAGCGCGAGAGCGUGCCCCGUAUGUUGAUCAAUCUCAAGGCACUGUGGAUUUCCACCUCUAUGAGAAGAUCGUGGAGCGGACAGCGUAUAAAGCGAUCUUUCGCGACCGCCGAUUGGGCCACGUAUGUUGCAGACUACAGGCGCCUCGUUCUGCAGUUGCUGCAUGACACUGCACCCACUGUCGAGCAGUUGUGUAUCACCACCGCCGAUUCCUUGGCAGAAGUUGACAGCCGUCUGUAUACCUGUGUGCGGGAUGUGAAGCUGCUCUUUCGAAACCUAGAUUCACGAUCACAUCUGCCUUUCUCCGCUGCGGCCCCUACCUUCCUCUCCCGACUCGCAAGUCGUGAUUUGACCGUUCUCACGCUAUGCUUCCAGGUCUCCAUGACCUGGACGAACACAAAUUGGUCGCUCGUAGACUGGCCAGCAAUCGACGACGUUCUCGUGCGCCUCCACCGGCAGAACACGGACUUCAAGGUCAUAUUCCGGAUCACUUGCGUAGUGGGAAAUCAGCCGACCUUGUUGGGGCGUUGCGCGUCAAGCGCAGACGUAGCAAAGGGACUGACCGACUUCUUGCCAAGUGCUACGGGUACACAUGUGCGCGUCGGUGUCUCUGCCUACAGUAUGACGGGCCCUGUUUUCUACAUUUCGCCAAGUGGGGAACUUUUAGAUGAGCAUAGUAUUUGAUAUGUAUACGGUUGUGGGUCAAGGAACAAGAGAAGUGUGCGGUGUCUCUGUACCUGUAGUAAUCGAGUUUAUGAAUUACGAAUCCAACAUGCCAGUCGCAAUG
Molecule: messenger RNA, 1434 nt
Organism: Fomitopsis serialis
Lineage: Eukaryota; Fungi; Basidiomycota; Agaricomycetes; Polyporales; Fomitopsidaceae
Exons: 2
Coding region: 351-1331 (326 amino acids)
Source: RefSeq, a predicted model, not a curated record